AUGCGACUGAUACGACUACCUUGUUGUGUAGAUGGCGCAUACGCGCGAAUUCAAGGACAAGUGUUGGGCGGCAAGUUGGACUUCGCCAGCUUACGAACGGAGCUCGAGUACCUUGCAGGCACCGAGUUUACGGAAUGCUGGUAUUUUGACAGCCAACGUUUUGAUGCGCGAGGCAACAGCCCCCUUGCUGCUGAAUACCACGGGCUUAAAUUCGCGCGCCCAUUCGGACCACAGUUUCAAGUUGAGGUGUUUUCGACGAAGAAGUAUAAUUGCCGGUGCACGAAGUGCGGACAUCGAUUCACCCAGAACGUCCAAAAAGGCGUCGACAACGCGAUUGCUACAAAGCUUCUAACACUAACGACGCAGAACUACAUUGAUCGCGUGGUGUUGUUGAGUGGUGACGGUGACUUUUACACGUCGUUGGGCUUCGUUCGCAAUGCGCUGCGCAAGGAAGUAUGGGUUGUCGGCUUUUGCGGAACCGUGUCCGGGGACUUGCAGCAGCUAUCGACACGGCUUAUUUGGAUCAAUGACCUGUGGGGACGAACUAAGUAUAAUAUUUCGGUUAUGUCGAUUAUCACGAAAAGUGCCAUUAGCCAAAUGUGGGUCCUGGAUGUUGUUGCAGGCGAGGCAGGCGCCGGCACGACCUUCUACCUGGUGGCGGGCGAGUGGAGCGUGGGGCGCAAGCGCUGCCACUUCAACUUCCACGCGGACGCGUCCAUCUCGCGCACACACGCGCUGAUCCGCGUGGGGUCUCUCACGCUAGAGCAAUUGGGAGACCCGUCGACGAGGCCGGCGCUGGAGCUGGUGGACAUGAAGUCGCGCUUCGGCUCCUUCGUGAACCAGGAGCAGUGCUUCGGGACGCGGCAACUGCGGCACGGUGAUCAGAUCUCCUUCGGGGCCAAGAAGACGGUGCUGCGUGUGCGCUACCAAGUGUUCGUGCUCGUGGCCUCGCGCAUCCAGCGGGGCAGUCGACCGCAGGUGAACGACGCGUGCCAGCGCGUCGGCAUGCACUUAAUUCCAAGCGAGAGCAAGGAUGCCACGCACUGCGUUAUGGACCCUGGACGCAUUGUGGCCACGGUGAAGGUGCUGUGGGCUCUCGUGUACAACCAGCCGGUGGUGUGCACACCGUGGAUCUAUGCCAUUUUGAAUCGUUCGAGUCUAUCGGAGUCGUUGCCGCGCUGUGAAGAUUUCCUGCCGUCAGAUCCAUCGAUUCCAUCGGUGGAGAGCAGUUAUCUGCCGAAUCCACUGCGAAAGACGCUGUUUCAAGGAUAUGUGGUUGUGUUUCUGACCCCGCAGUCGAUGCAGGAGUUGAUUGCAGCCAUGGGCGGUGUUGUCGUUGCUGCGUACAAGCAGGAGGAGGACGAUGCACUGAUGCCAGAGCACGAGAAAGAAGAAGUGAAGUCAUGCCAAGAGGAUGAUGAUGUGGAAUCGGCAGAGGAUGUCGACGUUGCAGACGUAACGAUCAAGGAGAGCUCAGAACAGCAGACCGAUCCUAAUUACGAGAGCGCCGAGGUACGCGACACGAUCGAGGACACUGCCAUCAACAUUGUGCAAAUUCCGGUCAUGGUGGAGACCAAACGACAAGGUUCGUAUCUAUGA
Molecule: messenger RNA, 1599 nt
Organism: Phytophthora sojae
Lineage: Eukaryota; Oomycota; Peronosporomycetes; Peronosporales; Peronosporaceae
Exons: 10
Coding region: 1-1599 (532 amino acids)
Biological process (GO): double-strand break repair via homologous recombination; mitotic G2 DNA damage checkpoint signaling
Cellular component (GO): Mre11 complex
Molecular function (GO): RNA nuclease activity; damaged DNA binding; protein binding
Source: RefSeq, a predicted model, not a curated record